Messenger RNA from Rotaria socialis, 1548 nucleotides. NCBI's taxonomy places the organism in Eukaryota, Metazoa, Rotifera, Eurotatoria, Philodinida, Philodinidae. The record is from the annotation of a GenBank genome assembly.
AUGAUGGAUUCAUUCAUCCAUUUUUAUAUUACAACUAUUUUUUUAUCAGUUUUCUUUCUUAUUAACACACAAAGUGAUCCUCUUUCUACUUUGGAAUCAACUAUAAUUUCUCAUGGUGGACAAGUAUUACGUAUAACUGAUUCGCAGUACAAAGCAGCAGCUACUCUUCAUAAUAGAGCAAUACAAACAUGGCCUGAGCUCAUAUUACGUCCUGCCACUCAUGAUGAUGUUUUAUUAGCACUUUCAACACUUUCGUCUCUUAGAAUACCUACUCGUAUAAUGGGAGGCCGACAUAGUUAUGGUGGUUAUUGCAGUCAUCAAGGUAUAGUUCUGGAUUCUGCACUUCUAAAAGAUCUCAAAAUUGAUUGGGAAACUGAAACGAUAACUAUGGAUGCAGGUGUUAUAUGGGAUGAGGUUUAUAGAGUUUUAAAUGGAACUGAAUAUGUUAUCAUGGGUGGAUUAUGCCCAACGGUAGGUGUUGUAGGUUUUACAUUAGGAGGUGGUUACAAUGCGAUGUACAGUCGUUCGUACGGUUUUGCAUCUGAUAAUGUUCUGAAGUUUAAAGUAGCAUUAUAUAAUGGAAGUGUUGUAACAGCAUCAUCUGAAAUUAAUCCCGAUCUAUAUUGGGCACUUCGGGGAGGUGGAGGAGGAAAUUUUGGUUAUGUUCUACAAAUGACACAAAAAAUACAUCGAAUCAAUGAAACACAUAUGCCCAAUGGUCAAUUUACAUUUUUAAAUAUUACUUGGAUAAAUGUAGAUAUUAAAAUAGCUCUUAAUAAUUGGUUGACAUUUUUAAAAGAAGUUGCUGAUAAUGAUAUUCGUAUUUCUUUUAAUGUCAUUGUGGCUGUUAACGGAGAAAGCAACUUUCUUAUGAUGUAUUGUUCAUUCAAUGGACCAUCAAUAGAGAUUGACACAGUGUUCAAUCUAUGGUUGUUAAAAGAUCCAAAACCAACAUUUAACAGCAUGUUUAACUAUACACAAAAUGAUAUCAGUAGAGUAUUGGCUAUUCCAUUUCCUGUGGUGAACCGAGAACAUGUUUUGUCAGCUAUGGCUAUUAAUAUAACAGAAGCUAUGCUAGAUGUUAUUUUAGAUUUUCAACCGAAUUCCACUGCUGAUAUUGGAUCAUGGACGGAACUCAUUUAUCUCCAUAGUGCUACCAAAGAUAAAAAUACAGCCUACGCUUUCCCUGAUAUUUCAUUUGAUAUUGCUCCAGGUGUUUCAUGGAGAAAUCCUGAUAAUGAUCCUUAUGCAAUAGACAUGAGUGAAAAAUUUCUACAAAAAUUAAUAGAUGCAGCAGCACCAACAAAAAGCAUUGUUGGAGCAUAUCUUAAUUAUAUUGAUCCAUAUUUACCAAAUUGGCAAACAAUGUACUAUCGUCAUCAUUGGGAUCGCCUACGAGAGAUUCAAACUAAAUGGGAUCCGACAUGGUAUUUUCGGUUUCCACAGGGCAUUCCACCUUACAAUCAACAGUCAAAUGCCUAUAAAUUACCUAACAAAAAUAGCAUGGUUAUUAUUAGCAGUUUUAUUAUUUUAGUAUGGUUUUACUGA